UUAGAACUGUUGGCACUGAGAAGCAAGCACCUAUGCUGACUGGUUGUCAAGAUAUGGAAUUUUGCAUAUGGGACACAAAAAGUCCUUGGAAUCGCUAAAUGAGCCGUAAUUCCCGGCGCUCCCGUUGUAGCGGGUUGGGUUCUCUGGUUUUAGUCCGGGUUUUAAGAUCAUUUGAGUCUGAGGCUUUUGUUAUUACAGAUUAUUGUUGAUUGCUUUACUUGUUAAGUAUUACCCAUUUCUGUUUAAAAUGUCUCGUCUAAAUAUCUGCUAAUAGUCUAACACCAACACGAGCGUGCUCACGCACUGCUAGUUUUCAAAUGUUUUGUGAAUGAAUUAACCCCUUCUUUAACCUAAUAAUCAAUAAGCUAAUUACCUCGCAUCCUAAUGUGCUCCGGCAAAGCCUCAGAAUUAAAAAAUACGAAGCAGUUACUUGAUUACUUGAAAGAACUAUUUCUGGAUCGCAUGAAACUCUUAGCCACUCCUGGCUUAUACAUUCAUAUCGAAAAACUUUUGGGCGAAGGUACUAAUUGUAUUCUAGUUUAUCUCUUUUAAAAGAAAUACUGCGUGUUCAGAGCGAAUUGUUUUCGACAUCCGGUAUCUGUCCAAUAAAAGAAAGAGAAUUGCCAAAACCCGAUGGCCCUAAGGUUAAUCUACAAGCUAAAAUAUAUAUGCCGAUGGACUCUACCAAUAAUUACAACUUUGUUGGACGAAUUCUUGGUCCUCACGGAUCCACUGCUAAAUGUUUACAACAAUUUUUAGGAGUAAGAAUUAUGAUUCGUGGUCGUGGAUCUAUGCGAGAUCAAACAAAAGUUGGAGCAAAUUUUGUUCGGCCAAACUCGGAGCAGCAUUUAAAUGACAAUUUGCAUGUUCUAAUUACAGUUGAAGAUUACGAAAAUCGUGCUAAAGUUAGACUUGAAAAAGCCAGCGAAUAUAUUAGUAUGUUUCUACAGGAAAGUGUAAAAGUAUCGGAUAAGGAAGACAAAGUGAAAAUGAUGCAAUUAAUGGAAUUGUCCAUCCUUCGUAAAGCUUGGCCAAUAAAUGUCACCGAAUUAUCGAAAUUUAAUUUCCAAUCAAGAAGAAAUACACUUUUUGAUAAAUCAAUCACUAUAGGUCAUACCAGUGGAUACAUAUCUGGACCGUAUACAUCACCAGCUUUACAACAUGGUCAACAUUUCCUACCUUUUCCAAAUCCACACCUUCAAGAUCAUCCUCAAGAAAGUCAUCAACAACAGCAACAACAACAGUCUGUUGAUAUUCCUACUGGUCAAUCACGUUGUGAUCCCGGUGGAUUUUCACAAUAUCAUCAUUAUCAAAAUAAUUUUGUAUUUCCAUCGCCCGGUUCAUGUGAUAUUGAUGCUACAAUAUAUUUACAUAAUGACUCUGGUCGACGUGGUUUUACAGGAUAUUUCGGAUCGAAUUGUCAGCAUAUACAAAAGCAAACACUAUCGACCACACCAGGUAUACCUAUGGCACCCUUAGCCGUCAGUUAUUGGUCAUGCACAUAUCCCAGUUUACCAUCUCCAGAUUAUCCUAUUCAACACUCAGAAAUGAAUCGUAACCCUACUACUGUCAACACAAACAGUCGACAACCAUGUCAUAUUCAUGAACAUUGUCCUUCGGAUAAUGUAAUAUCUCAUAGUUUUAUAAAUAGUUUACCACAAUCAAAUUAUACAACACCGUUGAUGAUUCAUUCACCGCGACAACAAUGUCCUCAGAGUAAUCAAUAUUUACCAUUCCAUGGAAAACAACUUGUUACAUCGAAUAAGUUGAUAAGUCAAGUGUGUAUUAACUGUGUUAGUAACUUUCAUAACACUAAUCAAACGCGUCGCCGUCAUCGUCAUCAAAAUGGUAACACUUAUAGUGGUGGGUCCGUUGAAGAGUUUCAUAAAAGGUUACAAAAGCAUUCAUCAGGCGAUGAAAGUGUUCUUCACCAUCAUAAAUCAGAAGAAUUUAUUCACAAUAGUGUAAUUAUUGAUGAUAACAAUAAAAAAAAAAAUAAUAAUAAUGAUAGUAAUAAUAAUCAUUCACUUUCUAUCGGUGCGUUAAAACGAAACCCUACCAAUGGAAUAAAGAAAUUUCAUUCUGAUAAGUGUAAAACUAUAAUUACUAGUAGUAGUAGUAGUAGUAGUAGUAGUAGUAGUAGUAGUAGUAGUAGUAACACUCACAAUACUACUGCUUCUACUAAUCAUAUGGGUCAUCAUCAACAGCGAUUCAAUGGUCAAGCAAGUACCAAUGAAAAUGUUGUCAUUACCUCUCGUAGCAGUCAUAAUUCGAUUCAUGCUCUUAACCCUACUGAUAUUGCUAAAGUAAAUAACGAUAAUAAUAAUAUCCGUAAAAGUACUAAGAAUUGUUUAAAUGAACAGGAACAACAGUACCAACACGAGUAUUAUGAUAGUUAUACAACUGGGUUGGAAAAAGUUAACACUAUGCCUCGUAAUGAGUAUAAAAAGAAUAGUUUUAAGUCUAGGACUAAUCAUACUAAUACCACUAACAAUACGAAUACUUGUAUUAGUCACAAUAAUGCCAUCAUUACAUCAACUAUUAACUCUAUUACAAGUAGAAUUAAAACAAUCAAUCAAGAUAAAAAGUAUUUUAUUAAAAAUACUGAGGUUAAUAUAAUAAAAAGUACUCCGUCUAACAGAAAAUUAUCUGAUUCAAACUUAAAACCUAUUGGAUUAGUUACAGAUGAAACAGAGUGGCCAAGACUUGGAACUAAUGUGAAUUCACUUCAAACAUCAACUGUCAAUAAUUCUCAACGUCCGUCAUCUAAAUUAAAUGUUGUUUUGAAUGAUGAUGUUGGUGAUAAUAAUAAUGAUGAUAAUAAUGCUCAAUCGAUAACAUUAUCACAUAAUUCCAAGUCUAAUUCACUUGAUAUUGAUGAUGAUAAUAAUAAAGUUGAGAUAAAUCAUCAAUCAUCAUUGUCAACAUUCAAAUCGACCGGGUGAAAAAUGUUCCCGUAUAAUUAAUGUUGAAAUAAGGUUGAAUCUCUAUGAAAUUCAUUGAGAAAAUCCUUUUUUUUUAAAAAAUAUUGUAAAACAGCUUGUUUUCUCAUUCAUUAUUCAAUUUGUUUUAUUUUGUUUGUUAAAAUUAGGGAUUUUUAUUCUUUUUAAAAAAAAUAUUUUUCGUGAUUCGUUGUUUAUUCUAUUAUUUUGUUGAUUUCUAUGUUUGCUACUUUUUACCUUCAUUUCGUUUUCUUUUAUCUUUCAAUGUUUUCUUUAAUGGUUAACCUUUUUUCUUGUUGUUGAUUAAAACUGUUAAGAAGAAGGAAAUAACACUGUUUUGUUGUUG
Messenger RNA from Schistosoma mattheei, 3288 nucleotides. NCBI's taxonomy places the organism in Eukaryota, Metazoa, Platyhelminthes, Trematoda, Strigeidida, Schistosomatidae. The record is from the annotation of a GenBank genome assembly.